GGCCCAAAUUAUGUCCAAGGGACCUAAAACCUGUUCUUCGUCUUCUACGUCGGUAAUUGCAGAGUGAGGAACAGAUUUUCUUUUCACACAGUUCGCAGUCCAGAGAAUUCAAUCUAAUCUUAGUGCUGCAGCAACCACCAUUUUAGGAGAUGAAGAAGGGAGUGCACCCGCAGAAGCAAUGGAUAAGCUAUGUUACACAAACGGGUAGAUUGAUGCAUGUCAUGAUGACAAAGAUACACCCUGUUGGCAAAGUUUACCACUUCCGGGCAAGGCGUCAGAUGGCCGAGAGUUUGGGGCAGAUUGCCAAGUUCAGGCGUCGUUUUGGGCUAGAAAAUCCAGAAACCACUCCAAAAAAAUGACGUCCUCAACAAGAAGAGGGAGAGAAGUUUCUUUGCCUCUAUAUUAAAAUGCAAGUUCAAGGAGAAUAAGAUAUAUACUUGAUGAUACUCUUAAUCUGGCUUUUUGUAGAAUUCAUUAUAGAUUUAUAUAUCAAGUUAAAACUGCUGAAACAUUUCAUUUUUCAGUUAAUAUCAAGUGAUGUCGUGAGUAGUGCAUUUUAUCUA
Molecule: messenger RNA, 563 nt
Organism: Arachis duranensis
Lineage: Eukaryota; Viridiplantae; Streptophyta; Magnoliopsida; Fabales; Fabaceae
Exons: 2
Coding region: 150-359 (69 amino acids)
Source: RefSeq, a predicted model, not a curated record